UUUAGUUAAACUUAUCUAUUAUUUCAAUUGACUAGGUUUUUAAGUCAAGACUAUGUGAAAUUAUGUCAAAAUUUUUUGUUUUUGGAAUUCCUGCAAUUUUAAGGACAUUAUGUUACCGCCAGCUUGGAAGCAAUAUAUUGCAGGAUUAACAGCAGCUUUUGGAGCCACCGCUUUUGGGUCCUCGGGUGGAUGGUCUUCUCCUGUAGAGGGCAGAUAUAAAGACGGUUCAUCGGGUUAUCCAUUUCAACCCAACGAUAAUGAAUGGGGAUGGAUCAGUUCGCUGAUCACUCUGGGAGCAGCAUUCAUGAGUAUCCCUGCGGGAUUUAUAAUUUCUAAUUGUGGACGCAAAUCUACCAUGUUAUCACUUUCUAUACCCUUUUUGAUUGGCUGGUCAUUGAUAGGAUUCGCUCAAAAUGUUUACAUGGUGUACGGUGGACGCUUCAUCAUAGGUGCUUGUGGUGGAUCAUAUGCUGUUGCUGCUCCCAUUUACACCACCGAAGUGGCACAGAUUACCAAGCGAGGAGGAAUGGGUUGUUACUUUCAUCUGAUGGUUGUGCAUGGUGUCCUUUAUAGUUUCAUCUGUGGCGCCUAUUUGCCUGUGAAAGUGGUCAACUUGAUGUGUGGCAUAUUGCCUGUGGUGUUCUUUACCAUAUUCAUUUGGAUGCCCGAAUCCCCGGUAUAUCUUAUGCAAAACGGCAAAGUGGAAAGGGCAGAGAAGGCUCUGAGGUUUCUACGUGGCAAGGAUGCUGAUUUCACUGCUGAAUUGGCUGAAUUGGCAAAAAUGGCUGAGGAGGCCGAUAUGAAGAAACAUAGUGUUCGGUCUACCAAUGCUUUCUGUCACAAGAGCAUAUUGAAAGGCAUGUUUAUUGCCAUAAUGCUGAUGCUCUUUCAGCAAUUCUCUGGCAUCAAUGCCAUUGUUUUUUAUUCCACGCAAAUUUUUGAGUCUGCCAAUACUGGCAUCUCGGCCAAUCUUUGCACUAUACUACUGGGCAUCAUUAUGGUAUUGUCCACGGUUGUGGCAAUCUCUCUUAUCGAUCGAGUGGGGCGUCAGAUAAUUCUCCUGAUCUCUUCCUCUGUAAUGUGCUUCUCAAGCUUUGUUAUGGCCUGUUACUUUCAAUGGCUUCAGUCAAAGAACAUCGGUUGGCUGCCCGUUUUGGCCAUAUUGGUGUUCAUCAUUUCAUUCUCCCUUGGCUUUGGACCAGUUCCGUUCUUGCUAAUCGCCGAAUUGUUUGCUCAAGAUGUUAAACCAGUGGCCGGAUCCAUUGCUUGUACCUGCUGUUGGUUAUUUGCCUUUUGCGUAACCAAACUUUUUCCUCUAUGCUUUAAAACAUUUGGGGAGGCUGCUGUAUUUGCUAUUUUUGGUGUCUCAUCAUUAACGGCCUACCUAUUUGUUUUAGUCUUUGUGCCAGAAACGAAGGGCAAGACUUUAACUGAAAUUCAAGCCAUGCUUGGCGGCUGUUAUCCAGGCUGGAAACAAUACGCUGCAGGAAUGUCGGCAGCCGUGGGUUCUUUUUCUUUAGGUGCCUCGGUGGGCUGGUCGGGUCCGGUUGAAAGCAGGUAUAAGGAAGGAAAAGCGGGCUAUUCAUUUACACCCAACGAUGAUGAAUGGGGCUGGAUCAGUUCACUGCUCACCUUGGGGGCUGGUUUGGUAUGUAUCCCGAUUGGUGUAAUUAUUGGAAUAAUAGGACGUAAAUUGACCAUGUUGAUAUUGGUAUUACCUUAUAUGAUUGGCUGGGCUUUGAUUGGAUUCGACUUGAAUGUCACAAUGGUAAUGUUGGGACGAUUUAUUAUUGGUGCUUGUGGUGGCUCGUUUUGUGUCACUGCUCCAAUGUAUAACACCGAAAUCGCUGAAGUCCAGAAUCGUGGCAUGAUGGGAUGCUUCUUUCAAUUGUUUCUGGUGCAUGGUAUUCUUUAUGGCUACAUUUGCGGUGCCGUUAAUGAUGUGAGAAUUGUCACUUUCCUGUGUGCCAUUAUGCCAAUAAUUUUCUUCAUAACCUUCAUUUGGAUGCCGGAAUCUCCUGUGUAUCUUAUGCAGAAGGGCAAAACCGAGAAGGCCGAAAAGGCAAUGAAGUUUCUUCGGGGAAAGGACACUGACAACACUGCCGAAUUGAAUGAAAUGGCUGAGGAAACCAAAAAGAAGAACGUUCGGCUCACCGACGUUUUUUUUCAGAAGGCCACCAUGAAAGGCUUAUUUCUAUCUGUUUCUCUCAUGCUGUUUCAACAAUUUACUGGCGUCAAUGCCAUCGUAUUCUAUUCGAGUCAAAUCUUUGAAAGUGCCAAUACUGGGAUCUCGCCGAAUCUAUGUAACAUAAUACUAGGCAUUCUUAUGAUUCUAUCGAGUCUCAUGGCACUUUUUCUUAUCGAUCGAAUUGGACGCAAGAUGAUUCUGCUUAUCUGUUCCACAGUCAUGACCGGCUCACUUCUCCUUAUGGCCGGCUAUUAUCAAUGGCUUCAGUCAAAGAAUCUUGGUUGGAUCGGAACCUUGGCAGUUUGUAUCUUCGUGGUUUCAUUCUCAGGUGGUUUUGGACCAGUUCCUUGGCUAUUGACAGCCGAAUUAUUUGCCGAAGACGCGAAAACUGUGGCGGGUGCCAUUGCAUGCACUUCCAAUUGGCUCCUUGCCUUUUGUGUUACCAAACUCUUUCCACUUUGUGUAAAUGAAUUCGGUGAGGCUGUGUGUUUCCUAUUUUUUUCUAUAAUGUCGAUAUUGGCCUUUGUUUUCGUAUUGUUCCUAGUGCCCGAAACAAAGGGCAAGACUUUAAACGAAAUUCAAGCCAUACUUGGCGGAUGAAAAUGUAGUAAAAAUUAGCUCCGAAAUAACCCUUGAAUAAAAUGUGUAAAUUUAUAAUCUAACCUUCAUGUAAUAAAAGCGCAUUCAAAACUAA
Drosophila willistoni is the source of this 2882-nucleotide messenger RNA. RefSeq names its product facilitated trehalose transporter Tret1. Gene Ontology annotation, molecular function: sugar transmembrane transporter activity. Gene Ontology annotation, cellular component: membrane. Gene Ontology annotation, biological process: transmembrane transport; carbohydrate transport. The record is from RefSeq and is a predicted model, not a curated record. NCBI's taxonomy places the organism in Eukaryota, Metazoa, Arthropoda, Insecta, Diptera, Drosophilidae. The transcript has 2 exons. Bases 110 to 2788 code for a protein of 892 amino acids.